Molecule: messenger RNA, 1880 nt
Organism: Prosopis cineraria
Lineage: Eukaryota; Viridiplantae; Streptophyta; Magnoliopsida; Fabales; Fabaceae
Product: probable WRKY transcription factor 27
Exons: 3
Coding region: 226-1548 (440 amino acids)
Biological process (GO): regulation of DNA-templated transcription
Cellular component (GO): nucleus
Molecular function (GO): DNA-binding transcription factor activity; transcription cis-regulatory region binding
Source: RefSeq, a predicted model, not a curated record
UUGCUUCUUCCAUUACCUCUCUCUCUCUCUCUCUCUCUCUCUCUCUCUCUCUCUCUAAGGCUUUUCAUUAACCCAAAAAGUCAGCGCCGUCCUUUGUGCAUCUCUUUUAUCUCCUUCUGUCUUAUGUUUCUCUUCUUCUCUCUUUCUUUCUGGUUCUCACUUCAAUUGGCCAGACACACUCUGAUACUGCGGGAAUUUACAGAUCUCUCUCUUUCCUCACACUAAAUGGCCGAAGACUGGGAUCUCUCCGCCGUCGUGCGAGGUUGCAGAUCAUCCUCUCUUGCCGCCAGUACCACCACCACCACUGCUAGUUCUACUUCUAUUACGUCGUCGUCGUCGUCUUCUUCUUCUUCUUCCAAGGUCAACGUUUCUUUACCAUUCAUCAAGCAAGAAAAUGACGUCCUCUCUUUUUCCAGUUUGGCACAAUCCAGAACCAAUGGGUUCCAAGAACUACACCAAUUGUUUAUACCCUUUAUCCCCACCACCACUAUCUCUACUAGUGCUUGUGGCAUCUAUCCCAAUUCCUCUUUUACUAAUUUUCCAGUAGCUGCAGGGUCCAGUAGCAGUGAAAAUGACAACAACAACAACAAUGAUAAUUGUAAUACUGCGCCACUUGUGGCAUCUGCUUCUUCUUACGCGUCCAAUAGUAGGCCUCAUUUUAUUCCACAAGCCUCAUCCCCCACUUCUUCUUCUGGCUUUCAAAAAUUCCAUGACCAAAAUCAACUACAACUAGUUCCUCAGAAACAGCAAUUUCAAAUACCACCAGGUCAGAUCAGUGGCGGCGGCGGUAGUAAUAAUAAUUCUGGUAUGACUUUACCUGCUCAAGCAACCAGAUCGAGAAAAAGAAAGAGUCAACAGAAAAGAAUGGUUUGCCAUGUCACAGCUGAAAACCUCACGGCGGAUUCGUGGGCGUGGAGAAAAUAUGGCCAAAAGCCCAUUAAAGGUUCUCCAUAUCCAAGGAACUAUUACAGAUGCAGCAGUUCAAAAGGUUGUGGGGCACGGAAGCAAGUAGAACGGAGCAAUACUGAACCAGAUAUGUUCAUCGUCACCUACACCGGAGAACACACGCAUCCCUUACCCACCCACCGGAACUCACUCGCCGGUAGUACCAGGAACAAACCAUCGACGACGACGACGAUGCGUCAACCCGACUCUCUUGAUGAAUCUGUUUCGCCUGGCAAUAAUACAGCAAACCGGGCAUUGUCAUCUUCACAGCUUUCUCCGACAACGCCUUUGACGGCGGUGGCGGCUAACGACGAGUGCGCUGACGAACCCAUGUUAAGCAACAAUGAAGCCACUAGCCCCUUUCCUGAAGAUGAGUUACCCUUGGACUCUCAUGAUGAAAUUUUGAUACCAAACAUGGCGGCCAUGAUGGAUAAGUUCUUGCUAGGUGCUGGCGACCUCCACGGAGGAAUCGGAAUUGGUGGCGGAGGGGAAAAUAGCACAAGUGGCAAUCUGGCGGAUGGGUCAUAUCCGAAUCCUGAACCCGGUUUGACUCCUAAUCUGCAAAAGCACUUCUCCCCCCUCAGCCGGUCUAGUCCUGGUUGAGCCAACCCGGUUCAGUGUUCGCUCUCACAACUCUGCUCCUCUCAAUCGUUUCAGUUUUCUGUCUUUUUUUAAUUUGUUAGGUUAGAUUCAACUGACAUACACAGUUUUUAUUUUCUUUUUUAUAUUUUUAUUAUCAGAUCUUUUUUUUAAAAAAAAAACUUACUAUAGCAUUAAUAAAAAGCUGAUAAUAAAAAUAUAAAAAAUUAGUUUUAUAUUGGUAAAGGAAAAGAUUCUUACAAGAGAUUCUGUUUUAUUUUUACCGCUCAUUAACGAGAGCCUUGUCGAGUUUUGCAGAUGAUUCGGAUCCUUGUCUAAGGGUUUUUUUGGUCCAA